AUGUUACCGGCUGGCUAUUCUGGUUUAUGCUUGUUUGAGGAUCUUUUCCUAUUUUUGAUGAAGGUGUUUGUAACUGCAUAUGCAGACACAGAAGGUUCUGCUUGGGAGAUUGAAGCAGCUCCAGAUCAGUUGGUAGCUGGGGAACAAGUAGAGAUGAUAAGGGUGGAAGCAAUGAAGCUUGGAACAAAACUGAAGCUUCAUCAGAGAAUGAGACCCCGUGGUUUACUGAAUCCUGUUGGAAUUGAGCUUGAGGAUGUCGCUAUACUUCUCAUGGACUAUGGAUUCCAUGGCCAAUUCCGGGGUGGUCUCAGUAAAGGUUACAAGCAAUCCAUAUCAGAGACGGAACUUAAAGAUGAUACAUAUAAAGAUGAUGGACUUGCAUUAUUUCGUGUUCAAGGUAGUGGACCUGAUAAUAUGCAAGCAACUCAAGUUGAACCGAGCAACAAUUGUCCUGAUGAUGUUUCUUUAAAAGCUGCAGUCACCUCUUCUUGGUUGUCUGUUGUACUUUACUUCUCUUUUAAUGAUCACUCAAGAUUAGUCGCUUCUCUUGCAUUGAAUUCCACUACACCUGAUGCAUCUGCAGAAUUUAGCUAUAACGCUUCUGAAAUGGAUACACAUUUUGUCAUUCCAUACAAUCUUCUGUGUGUGAAUUUCAUAGAGCAUGUUAGGCAUCUUGGACUUGAAGAUCAAGUUGCCAACUGUAGUUAA
Molecule: messenger RNA, 708 nt
Organism: Fraxinus pennsylvanica
Lineage: Eukaryota; Viridiplantae; Streptophyta; Magnoliopsida; Lamiales; Oleaceae
Source: the annotation of a GenBank genome assembly